Rangifer tarandus platyrhynchus (Svalbard reindeer) is the source of this 324-nucleotide messenger RNA. The record is from the annotation of a GenBank genome assembly. Lineage: Eukaryota; Metazoa; Chordata; Mammalia; Artiodactyla; Cervidae.
GUUAGGGUUAGGGUUAGGGUUAGGGUUAGGGUUAGGGUUAGGUUAGGGUUAGGGUUAGGGUUAGGGGUUAGGGUUAGGGUUAGGGUUAGGGUUAGGUUAGGGUUAGGGUUAGGGUUAGGGUUAGGGUUAGGGUUAGGGUUAGGGUUAGGGUUAGGGUUAGGGUUAGGGUUAGGGUUAGGGUUAGGGUUAGGGUUAGGGUUAGGGUUAGGGUUAGGGUUAGGGUUAGGGGUUAGGGUUAGGGUUAGGGUUAGGGUUAGGGUUAGGGUUAGGGUUAGGGUUAGGGUUAGGGUUAGGGUUAGGGUUAGGGUUAGGGUUAGGGUUAGG